AUGAAGAUUUCUGUCUCUGGGCUUGUUGCGACUAUAUUCUUGGCGGCAGCCGAUGCCGCCUCGAAUGUGACUCAUGGCCGAGGCUCACCGGGCUGUGGAAAACAGAUCACGCACAUCGGUAAGGAGGAAUGGAACGCCCGAUUCGUCGUCUCGCGCUACUGGCGUGCUUUCGUAACCUACACGCCUGAGAAGUACGACGAGAACACACCUCAACCUCUGAUCAUGGCAUUCCACGGUACCGGCAGGCCUCACUGGGAAUUUUCUCAGCAGACUCGAUUCUCAAAGCCCGGCAUCAACCCCAACAUGAUGAGGAGCUGGUAUGGUGCCAAUAACGCUGAACCGUGGGUCGAUGACUUCAAGUUCACCGAGAUGGCUCUUGAGCAUCUCAUGAACAAUUACUGCAUCGACGUGGACCGCGUAUACCUCGUCGGCCACACUGGCGGCGGCGGAUUUGCCAACAUUCUCGCCUGCGACCCGCGCUUCAGUCGGCACUUUGCCGCCAUGGCGCUCAUGGGGCCCACGCUGUAUCGCGACCUCGACGACGACUACUGCAAGAACGCGCGGCUGCCCAUGCCCAUCUUGGAGGCGCACGGAUUACAAGACCCGACGUCGCCCUACGGGGGGCUCACCAUCAAAGAGCGCGUAGUCGGUGCGAUUCCUCCGAUUCCAGACUGGAUCAAGCGCUGGGUGCGCCGCAACAACUGCAACCCGGUGCCUCACCAGGAAUAUUACGUCGACAAGCGUAUCACCUCGGAAAAGUACACCUGCCACGGCCAAUACGGGUUUGUCGAGCACAUCAAGGCCCAAGACCAUGGCUACUAUUGGAUGACUGCAAAAGACGAUUUGGACAUUUCGCAACGAACCAUGUUCUUUCUGCAGCAGCAGGUCCGACCAGGCAAUCUGUCCAUUCCCCUGGAUUCGCGCGGUCUCUUCACUACCUUUGGCGGCAACUCCUCGUCUUCGGGCAAUUCCACCAACCACAAAGACACGUUCUUCCCGCGCCCUAACAUGACUAGAUGGGACGACAUCACCGCUACACGCAGCUCCAAGACGUCGAGUCUCUUUACCACUUCCAGCAGCGGUGCCGUCUCUACUGCAUCUGGCUACCCCGAAAGCCACAACAAGACUACUACUAGUCAUCAGGAUCGUCCUGCCUACACCACCGCUUCUACCUCUUCCACAAGGACAUUUUACGCCAGCAUGGCUCCCUACAGUUCAACCUAUUCCACAGGGACCUUUUACGUCACCAUGCCUCAUGGUAGUUCUACCUCUUCCACUUUCACAAGGACCUUUGACGCCAGCCCGACCAACACUCCCAGUCCCGAUUCCCACCCCGAUCACACUGAUGAAGUCCAAGCCUGUCACAACUAG
Messenger RNA from Beauveria bassiana ARSEF 2860, 1371 nucleotides. Its product is annotated as ferulic acid esterase (FaeA), putative. The record is from RefSeq and is a predicted model, not a curated record. Lineage: Eukaryota; Fungi; Ascomycota; Sordariomycetes; Hypocreales; Cordycipitaceae. Gene Ontology annotation, molecular function: feruloyl esterase activity. Bases 1 to 1371 code for a protein of 456 amino acids. The transcript is spliced from 2 exons.